Molecule: messenger RNA, 6181 nt
Organism: Vicia villosa (hairy vetch)
Lineage: Eukaryota; Viridiplantae; Streptophyta; Magnoliopsida; Fabales; Fabaceae
Exons: 10
Coding region: 556-5502 (1648 amino acids)
Molecular function (GO): ADP binding
Source: RefSeq, a predicted model, not a curated record
ACCAGUGUGAACAUUCAUUCAUUGAGUUCUUACUGUUUAUCCUUUUGACUCUUUUCUUCUCCAUUUAACCCAAAACCCCCAAUUUGUGAAGGAAGAUCCCAUACUGUUCCCCCUUUUGAUUCUUUUCUUCUCCCAUGUCAGUUUGUUUUCCCAAGAAGGAAUAUGAACCGAUUUUGUGAUGGAAGUUCAAUUUAUGCUUUGCUUAACUUGUUUUCAUCACUCAAUGAAUGAAUGCACUUUACGUGUUUGUAUUAAUGUUGUUCCUUACAUUUCCGCUAUUUUACUUUAUUCCAUCCUUCUUCUUUUUCUCCACCAUAUAUUUGUAUCUACAAAACAUAUACAUGAGUUGUAAGAAACCCAAAAAGAGAAAGGAGAACUUGAAUUGUAAUUAACACUAGCUACUGCUGUUUGGAGAAAGCCCAAGAUUGUUCACACCACUUCGCUCAAAGUUGGAAAUAAGAACUUGAACUGAAGUGAGCACUACACAUUGGAGAAACAAGAUUAAUUGUUCAUUCAACUUGAGCUUCCAUUGAAAGUGGUGAAAAUAAAAAUAAGAUGACGAGUUUUCUAAUUGAUUACGCGAAGAAAAAUGUGGAGAAAUCGUUAGAUGGAGUGCUGAAAGAACUACGUUAUAUAUGUUGUUUCACUUGCAUUGCUAAGGAAUUUGAAGAAGAAAAAACUUGGUUGGAAGCGGAAAGAACAACUGUUGGGCAACGUGUUAAAGUUGCAAAAAGAAGAGGAGAUGACGUUCAAGAUAAUGUUAUUUUUUGGGAAGAAGAAGCUGAUAAGAUCUUUCAAGAAGACACCAAAAUAAAUAAAAAAUGUUUUUUUGGAUUAUGUCCUGAUUGCAUAUGGCGAUAUAGAAAGGGAAAGGAAUUGGCAAAUAAGAAGGACCAAAUAAAAAAACUUAUGAAAACCGGAAAGGAACUUGAAAUUGGACUCCCUGCCCCUCUUCCAGAUGUUGACCGAUAUUCAUCCCGACACUAUAUUUCUUUUAAAAGUAGAGAAUCGAAAUGUAAAGAGCUUUUGGAUGCACUAAAAGAUGACAACAAUUAUAUAGUCGGUUUGCAAGGAAUGGGCGGCACUGGAAAGACUACAUUGGCCAAAGAAGUGGGUAAGAAACUUAAGCAAUCCAAACAAUUUACAUACAUUAUUGAUACAACAGUGUCAUUUUCUCCAAAUAUUAAAAAGAUUCAAGAUGAUAUUGCUGGACCCUUGGGAUUGACGUUUGAUGGAUGUAGUGAAUCAGACCGAUCCAAAAAACUUUGGAAAGGAUUAACCAGUGGUGAAAAAAUUCUUCUAAUAUUGGAUGAUGUUUGGGGAGAUAUUGAUUUUGAAGAAAUAGGGAUUCCCUAUAGUGACAAUCACAAUGGUUGUAGAAUUCUUGUAACCACACGCAAUGUGUUGGUAUGCAACAAAUUAGAAUGCAGUAAGACAAUCAGAUUGGAGUUCUUGUCUCAAGACGAUGCAUGGGAAAUGUUCAAACGACAUGCUAGUCUGACUGAAAUUUCAACUAAAAGUUUGCUCGACAAGGGUUUUAAAAUUGCAAAUGAAUGCCAAGGAUUACCAAUUGCAAUUGCUGUUAUCGCAAGUAGUUUGAAGGGAAAACAUCAGGUAGAAUGGGAUGUUGCCUUAAAAUCCUUGAAGAAGCAUGCACCGAUACACGAAAUUGAUGAUGAUUUGGUUAAAAUAUAUGAAUGCUUGAAGUUUAGCUAUGAUAAUAUGAAUGAUGGAAAGUCCAAAAGACUAUUCCUUUUAUGUUCUGUAUUUCCAGAAGAUGAAGAAAUUCCUACUGAAAGGUUGAUGAGACUUGGCAUAGGAGCAGGUCUUUUUGGGGAAAAUUAUCGCAACUACGAAGAUGCUCGAAGUCAAGUAGUUAUAUCAAAAAAAAAACUCCUAGAUUCUUGUUUAUUGUUGGAGGUCGAUCAAGAUAGAGUGAAAAUGCAUGACUUGGUUCGUGAUGCAGCCCAAUGGAUAGCAAAGAAAGAGAUUCAAACAAUAAAGUUGUAUGAUAAAAAACAAAAGGCAAUGGUUGAAAGGGAGAAGAAUAUUAAAUAUUUGUUUUGCAAAGGAAAGCUAAAGGAGGUGCUUUCCUGCAAGCUUGAUAGUUCAAAGCUCCAGAUUCUAAUUGUCAGUAUGGAUAUGGACGUAGAUUAUCGCAACCAUGAGAAAUUCGAAGUCCCAAAUUCAUUUUUUGAAAAUAUUAGUGGCCUUCGAGUGUUUCAUUUGUUGAUUAAUUACUUUGAUCCAGUAACUAUAUCAUUACCACAAUCAUUUCAAUCGUUGAAGAAUAUUCGCUCUCUACUUUUUCAGAAUGUUGAUUUGGGUGAUAUCUCUAUUUUGGAAAAUCUGCAAAGUCUUGAGACAUUUGAAUUGGAACUGUGUACAAUUAAUGAAUUGCCAGAAGGACUUGCAAAACUACAGAAUCUUAUUUUGUUGAAAUUGCUUGGUUGUAUAAUUAUAGAGAAUAAUCCAUUUAAAGUGAUUGAAGGAUGCUCCUCACUUGAAGAGUUGUAUUUCGUAGGCAGUUUUAAUGAUUAUUGCCGAGAAAUAUCCUUACCAAUGUUACAAAGAUUUAUAUUGGAUGAUGGUUGGAGGAUUGUGAAUGAUUCAGUAUCAAAAUGUGUAUCUCUUUUACAUCAUGAAAAUAAAUAUAUACUCUCCAAAAAACAACUCAAAGAGUAUAUACAAGUAGUAGAGGCUAUUGGACUAAGAGGAAUCUGGGGGGAAUGGGUAAAUAUCAUACCUGAAAUUGUUCCUAUGGAUCAUGGUAUGAAUGAUCUAGUCGAGCUUAGAUUGAGUUCCAUUUCACAACUUAAGUGUCUCAUUGACACUAAGCAUGAUAAUUCUCAAGUAACAACUGUCUUCUCCAAGUUAGUUGUACUAGAAUUGGAAGAAAUGGAAAGUUUGAGAGAAUUGUGCAACGGUCCCCUUUCCUUUGAUUCUCUAAAGAGUUUAGAGAAGCUGACCAUCAAGGGAUGCAAUCAAUUGCAAAGCUUAUUCACGUGCAGCCUAAACCUCUUCAAUUUAAAGAGCUUGUCAUUGAUACAAUGUCCGAUGUUGAUCUUCUCCCUAUUUCAACUGACCACGUCUCAUAGCCUAGUGUCAUUAGAAGAAUUGGAAAUAAUUGGCUGCAGGCAUCUUGAAUACAUAAUAAUAGAUGAACGAAAAGAGAAGGAAUCGAGAGGAGAAAAAGUUGUUGAUGAUGAGGAUAAUGAUCGCAAGAGGAGUCAAGACUCAAUAUUUCCAAAACUUAAGAAACUUAAUAUUCAUGAGUGUGAUGGAUUAAAAUUUAUAUUCCCAUUUCUCUCUAUUCAGGAUCUUCCGGAAUUAGAAUCUUUCCAGGUAUUUGGUUGUGAGAUGCUGCAAUGCAUAUUUGGCCACAAUUUAAUAAAUAAUUAUCUAAAAUGUGAUGUUACCACGUCUUCUCCCAUUUCUAGAAACGCUUCCAAACCAGAACAACAAUCAGAUCCUAUGAAAUGCAGUCCCUUUUCAUGGACCAAUAUAAGUUGCUUUGGUAAAAAGUACUUGCCCAAAUCAAUGACUAAUGCAAGGACUGAAAUCCCAUUGGUUUCUGAAGAUCAACAGCAGCACAUAGUAGGAGACACGGGAGAUCAUCACAGUGGUGGCAAUAAGUGGCACAAUGUCUUCCCAAAAUUAAAAGAAGUCAUGGUUUACAGUUGCAUGAAAUUAGAAUACAUAUUUGGACACUAUUCUGAUGCUCAUCAAAACCAUAAUGAGAUUCACCUUCAGCUUCCAGCAUUGCAACAUCUCUUUCUUAUGGAUCUGCCAGGUUUAGUCGCCAUGAAUCCUCAACAUUAUCACACAACAUUUCCACUUUUGAAAGAUCUUAAUGUUAGUAACUGCUUGCAAUUUGCUAUUGGUGAUCUCACAAUUCAUUCGGUUUCACAAUCUUUGGAUUCUACAAUGAAGAAGGAUCUACCUUCAAAGAUUACGAGCCUUUUGGUUGGUCCCAAAAAUUCAUUUUCCCUCAAUUACCUUACAUUGAUAAAUAUCAGGCAAUGUGAAAAAUUGGAAAUUGUGUUUUCAACUUCUAUAUUAAGAUGCCUACCAGAAUUGAUUAUUCUAAAGAUAGAAGAAUGCAAAGAGUUGAAGCAUAUUAUUGAAGAUGAUUUGGAAAAUGAAAAAUCCAUAACUUUUGAGUCUACAAACACAUACUUCCCAAAGCUAGAAAUACUUGUUGUGGUAAGCUGCAACAAAGUCAAAUGUGUCUUUCAGACCUCCAUAUAUACAGAGCUUCCAAAGCUAAAAGUUCUGAUAAUAACAGAAGCAUGUGAGCUGCGAGAAAUAUUCAAAACUGAAGGCGGUGAUCAGAAACUCAAGAUUCCAAAUCUGGAAGUUGUAGAAUUUAUCAAUCUUCCAAACCUCUACUACGCUCAGGGAACACACUUUCAGGAUGUAAAAUAUUGUUUUGUACAAGACUGUCAUAAACUUGCUCUGACUUCAGCAUCAAUAUCCGUAGACAUUGAUGACAUUUAUGAAAAUAUUAGUUUUGUUGACGCCAUAGAUAGUAGAUUAUAUGGCGAAUUAGAGAUUCUACUGGAUCCAUUAAUAAGCCAUUUCACCUGUAAUGAAUAUCCAAGUUCAGAAUCAGAAUCAGGAAGUACUUCAUCACAGCCACAGUUGGAUGGUUCUACUACACCAGAAAAAACUUUAGCAACAAAUUCGUCUACCAUUUCAGAAACAAAGAAGGAGCCACCAAUACAAUUAUCUGAUCGUAAACAAAAGGGUGUCGAGAUAAGUGAUGAAGAAGGAAUUACAUCAACUAACGUUAAGUCUUUAACAUCCUCAACUCAUUCAAAAACAAAUAGUUCAUCAUCAGAUCCAUUAAUUACUUCUGAAUUAAAACCAUCUCCACAGAAAGACGGUGAUUGCCAAAUAGCCACAACCUCUUUGUCCAUUGGCACGACGGAGACCAAUGAUGAAGGUGACCCUUCUCAAAAAGUAGAGGAGUUAAGUUCUUCUUUGCCUAUCACAAAGGAGCUUGAGCAACUAGUCUCGAAGAAGCAUCUGGAUUAUGAGAAUUUGUCUUUGUUGACAGAUUUCCUUGUUAAGCAUUCUUCAAUUCUUUUAAGGGAUGCUUCACUAAGUAGCAGAUACAAGGGUUAUGCUUACAACUGUCUAGCAGAGCUAUUGAAAUUCCUCCAAACUCAUAGUGUGUUGGAUGUGUUAGGUUCAAAACACUCUGAGUUUGUUGAGUUAUUACAAGAUGUGCGCAAAUUCGGUUUUGACAAGGAAUGGUUGGAUGGUGUUGAAAGGCGUGUUUUGUUUCCUGAUAAUAAAGUCUCUCAAGAUACAUUACAAAAGUCAUUAGAUUCCAAGCAACAAGCGGUCGCCAAGGAGGUUGAAGUGUUGCGUUUAAAGAUAGCUAUUUUAAGUCAAUGUACGGAAGAUCUUAAGCAUCAGUUGACAUCGUCUGAAGCUGUUUUGGAGAGUAUCAUUCAACAGAAGACAGUAUUAAGCGCUCCUAUUGGCUAUUAGACUAUAUUUUCAUUUACUUCUAUUCCUUCAUUUCUAAUUUGCUAUUGUUUUCAAUGUGGGAGUUGUUCAUGGGUGUAAGAUUUCGUCAUUUCUCGUAUGAACUGAACUUAUUACGGUUGUGUAUUUAAAACUAAUGUUGUUUGAUAACUAUUGUUAGAAUGAACUUGUGCAUUAUAGCUGAAAUUUCAUGUUGGAAUAUCUUGUUAAAAGAUGAUGUUUUCAAGAGGAUACUUGUAUUUACUGCUUGCAAAGCUGUAGAACAUUAUUGGGUUAUUUCUAAUAUCAUUUGCAGUGGUAGAACAUUGUAACACCUCGUAUUCUCCGCUCAUUUAAAUUGCUCGAAAUUACGGAUAUGUUGAAAUUAUGUCUUACCGAUUAAAUAAUCAUUUAGUAAGGAGUUAGGAGCUUCAAGUGUAGGGAAUCAGAGACAAGAAUCAACGUGGGUUUUCCCUCCGCUUAGGUUCUGCUUCCACUGUAUAUUGGGUUAAUAGUAAUUCACCCCUGUAAUGUUAGCCUGUAAUGUUAGCGAAUUUUGCUUUUCUUCCUCCCUACCUUUUGGCAACCGUUUUUUCAAAAAAACCGUUGCCAAAACCUGCCUUUGACAACGGUGGAGGUAAAUCAAAAUACGCUCAUAUUACAGGGGUAAACUACUAUUAACCCUUGUAUAUUUAGUGAGAUU